AUGCAAAUGCCGUGCUCUAUCGUGUACCUAGCUAGGCGUCAGCAAUCUAGAUGGCCUAAAAGUUUCCACACGAGCCACGACACGACGGUGACGACGACGAACGCGGGAGCGCCGGUGUGGAACGACAACGAGGCGCUGACGGUGGGCCCGCGCGGCCCGAUCCUGCUGGAGGACUACCACCUGAUCGAGAAGGUGGCGCACUUCGCGCGGGAGCGGAUCCCGGAGCGCGUGGUCCACGCGCGCGGCGCCUCCGCCAAGGGCUUCUUCGAGUGCACCCACGACGUGACGUCGCUGACCUGCGCCGACUUCCUCCGCGCCCCGGGCGUCCGCACCCCGGUCAUCGUCCGCUUCUCGACGGUGAUCCACGAGCGGGGCUCGCCGGAGACGAUCCGCGACCCGCGCGGGUUCGCCGUGAAGUUCUACACCCGGGAGGGCAACUGGGACCUGCUGGGGAACAACUUCCCGGUCUUCUUCAUCCGCGACGGGAUCAAGUUCCCCGACGUGAUCCACGCGUUCAAGCCCAACCCGAAGUCGCACGUGCAGGAGUACUGGCGGGUGUUCGACUUUUUGUCGCACCUCCCGGAGAGCCUCCACACCUUCUUCUUCCUCUUCGACGACGUCGGCGUGCCGACGGACUACCGCCACAUGGAGGGCUUCGGCGUCAACACCUACACCUUCGUCAACGCCGCCGGCAAGGCGCACUACGUGAAGUUCCACUGGAAGCCGACGUGCGGGGUCCGGAGCAUCCUCACCGACGAGGAAGCCGUGCUGGUAGGCGGGCGGAACCACAGCCACGCGACGCAGGACCUGUACGACUCCAUCGCCGCCGGGAACUACCCCGAGUGGAAGCUAUUCGUGCAGGUGAUGGACCCGGACACGGAGGAGCAGUACGACUUCGACCCUCUCGACGACACCAAGACAUGGCCGGAGGAUCUCCUCCCGCUCCAGCCCGUGGGGCGGCUGGUGCUGGACAAGAACGUGGACAACUUCUUCAACGAGAACGAGCAGCUGGCGUUCGGGCCGGGGCUGGUGGUGCCGGGCAUCUACUACUCCGACGACAAGAUGCUGCAGUGCCGGGUGUUCGCGUACGCCGACACGCAGCGGUACAGGCUGGGGCCCAACUACCUGAUGCUCCCCGUCAACGCGCCGCGCUGCGCGCACCAUAACAACCACUACGAUGGCGCCAUGAACUUCAUGCACCGGGACGAGGAGGUGGAUUACUACCCGUCCAGGCACGCGCCGCUCCGGCAGGCGCCGCCGGUGCCGGUCCCGGCGAGGCCGGUGGUGGGGAAGAGGGAGAAGGCCAGGAUACGGAAGCCGAAUGAUUUCAAGCAGCCUGGGGAGAGGUACCGGUCCUGGGACGCCGACCGGCAGGAGCGGUUUGUCCGGCGGUUUGCUGACUCGCUUGGUCACCCCAAGGUCAGCCAGGAGCUGAGGUCCAUCUGGAUCGACCUCCUCUCAAAGUGUGACGCAUCGCUGGGGAUGAAGAUUGCCACCCGGCUCAACAUGAAGCCAAACAUGUGA
Molecule: messenger RNA, 1524 nt
Organism: Miscanthus lutarioriparius
Lineage: Eukaryota; Viridiplantae; Streptophyta; Magnoliopsida; Poales; Poaceae
Source: the annotation of a GenBank genome assembly